Siniperca chuatsi (mandarin fish) is the source of this 1785-nucleotide messenger RNA. RefSeq names its product translocase of inner mitochondrial membrane 29 (gene timm29). Lineage: Eukaryota; Metazoa; Chordata; Actinopteri; Centrarchiformes; Sinipercidae. The record is from RefSeq and is a predicted model, not a curated record. Gene Ontology annotation, cellular component: TIM22 mitochondrial import inner membrane insertion complex. Bases 118 to 900 code for a protein of 260 amino acids. The transcript has 2 exons. Gene Ontology annotation, biological process: protein insertion into mitochondrial inner membrane.
GAUUAAAACCGAUUCAUCUUCCGGGCGCCAUUUUGGCUCCAUGUGAGCUGUGUUCUUGACAGUCAGGAUGUUUCUUCUGCAGGAAGGUGACCGUACUAGUGAAUAAAAUCUGUUAAAAUGUCUUCGUUGCGUGUAGUGAGGAGGAUGUUCUGUGCGGCGGCAGAAACAGCAGCAGCUCCGGUCACAGCCAGCAGAUGGGAAAGGCUGAAAAACAGUAAAGCGGGUGUCUGGUGUCGCAGCCUGGUCUCUGACUACAAAGAGGCAUGUCGGGAGAUGGUUGUUGGUGCGUGGAAGCGACCGGUCAAAGCCUCUGUAUACGUGACCCUGUUGGGCGGGGCCUGGGCCUGUUUCCACACAAACCCUGACCAGUCGUCCUUUGAAGCCGCCCUGCUGGAGCGCUCCAACCAGCUGGGCCUGCUGUCACCGUGGAUCCGCAAUGCGACCUCUGAUGGCCACGUGCAGAGUCUAGUGAAGCUUCGUAACAAGGGCCAGCUCCGCCAUGCCAGCCUGGGUCUUCUCUCUCUGGUUUACCGCGCCGACUACGACCCAGACACCACACUGUACGAAGCCCAGUGCUCCAAUCUGUCAGUACCCUGGAGGGAGCUCCUUCAGCGGAUGCUGGAUGUGGGCUUCAUUGGCCACUGGUGGAUCCUGGACUCAAAGAUGAAGGACUAUGAUGUGAACGAGGAAGAGUUCAAGCACCUGCCAGCACACAUGCAGGUAACCUCGCCACCCAGUGUUCAGGAGGUGGAAAGGAGCGAGAGGUUGCACAAAGAGUCCUGGUUAGCCCUGACAGUGGAGGAGGAGGAGAAAGAAACAAAUGUAGUGGACAGAAAGGAGGAGAGUAUCGGUGAAGAGAGCCAAAUAAAAGCACUGAAAGAGGAACAGACUCAAGCCUAACCACAUAUUUCACACUGCAGGGCAAAAACAUGCUGGAUAUAAAACUGUACCAGGGUAGUUAGUCUCAUUUGUCAUGCAGUUUUGGAUUCAACAAACAACUUUUAGCUUAUGUUUUUCAGCUAUGAACUGUCGAAACUGUUUACUGACGCCAUAAACCGCCAAGGCAAGAGGAAACAUUCGCAGCUUUAUCUCGUCAAGAAGAAAAAGUAUUGCAAAUAAUUUAUACCAUGAACCAUGUGUCGAUAAAAUCUGUCAAUUAUCUCCAGAUGUCUUAGAAUUAUCUUGUCUCACAACUCCAAUAAAACAUGUAUACAGACCUUCAGCCUUUUACUUUUUAAGGAAUUUUAAGAUAAACACAAGUUAGAUAUUAAUGUGUGGUGCCUGUUUUUCCACUUUUUUGGUGUACCCACUUUCCUACAAACUGGCUUGUUGCCUUUUUUUGUACCUGUGGGUGUGAAAAUAUGCCUCGUUAAAUUUCUGCAAGGUGGCGGCUCUACAAAGAGGCGCCUCUACUCUUUAAUUCCAAGCAGCUGACACUAAAACCUGGCAUUUACCUCUGAUGUUUCAAAUAACUGAAAUGCUAUAUGCCAUUACAGUGAAUUCCAUUUGUAGCUGCAGUAGCAACAACACAUCAACCUGUCACAUUGAGUGUGUUUACAUGGGCAUUAGUAUUUCGGUUACAGUCAGUUUUUUUGAGCAUGUAUUUGGGCUUGUAAACAUCAUAUCCUGGUUUCAUAAACCUGGAUAAGUCCUUAUCCUGGUUUUGAGAAAUUAAAAAACAUUGUUACUUGGAGUAGUCAGAUAGAAACCAGUUGGUCAGUAUGUGUGGGCAGGUGCUUCCUUAGCACGAGUUAGUAGUUUCUCAAUAAAACUAUAUUACCAACA